GCCAAGCUCGAGGGAUUCAUCACCGACGGCGGCUACGCCUGCGCCUGCCCCGCCUCCGCCGGCUGCGGCUACCACGGCAAGGUGCUGUCGGCGCGGCAAUUCGAGAAGCACGCGGGGGCCGAGUCGAAUAACCCGAACGGUCACAUCCUCCUGCGCAACGGCAAGUCGCUCUACCAGCUUUUCCAUGACCUCAGGCACGUGCCCGCCGAGGCGUUGGCGGCGAAGUUCCUGGAGUUCGCCGGGGUACCCAUGACGACUGUGCCCGCCGCCGAAGCCUCGCCCGCGAGCUGGGAACCCAACGGUAUUCAGGUUGAUGAUGCGACGGCGGAGGCCCCUUGGGCCCCUGCGCUAGCAGCAUCGGGAGACGUGGAGAUGCUGACCGAGGACGAUCAAGAGAAGGCCAGAUUGUUUCUGCUUGAUUCGAAUUUGAGCCCCACUUCUAGUUCACUGGGGUCAGCUGCGGAGGAUAAUUUGGAAGACUACUCGAAUGAAUCUGCCAGCAAUAAUAGCAUCUCAAACUCUAAUUGGGGUGCAUCCAGAAGGCGGUCUGUGAGACACUUUAGACCACAAGGAGGCACUGAGACUUCGACUACAACCUUCAAUGGAUGCCCAGACAAAGGGGCUUCUGGCCUUUCUACUGGCACCUCAAAGAAGAAGAAAGGAACUGAAGAAACUUGCAAUGCACAGAACACAGGAGGUACUCUCAGUCUCAGCAUCAUCGAUGGUGCAAAGUCUGGUUCUCCUGUACCUAUUGCAGUAACCCCUAACUACUCGAUACAUGAUUCCACAGAUUAUUUAGGGCUUAUUCCUUUAUCAAGUCCAGUAACAAGCGCUCAAGGAUCACGCCCAAACUGCAGCAUAGACUCAAAGUAUAAAGAAUUGAAAAUGAGGGAUACCACUUUGCAUCCACUGAUUUUCAAGGAAGGUGGCCUUCCAGAUAAUACUUUGUUGACUUACAAGUUGAAGAACGGAGAGGUUCGAAGGCAAGGGUAUAAGAAGGGAACUGUUAUCGUCUGCAAUUGUUGCAAUGAAGAGUAUACUCCUUCAGCCUUUGAAAAACAUGCUGGCAUGGGAGAAAGGCGACAACCGUAUCACAACAUUUAUACAUCAGAAGGGGUAACACUUCAUGAUAUAGCUCUGCAACUGCAUCGUUUGAAUUUGAAUUCAAAUGGAUUUGGCAAUGCUAGUGUUUCCAGCUUCAGUGACUACCCAAACCUUACUUCUUCAGGUUGUGGCAAAGAACCUUCUACUACCAGUGGACCUAUUGUUCCCCUGAAACGGACUUUACAAGAAAGAGUGGUCCAAACAGAGAGUUGCUAUUUCUGUAGGUAUGGUGACACAGAGUUUGGAAAAUUGGAUCCAAACACAAUUUUCUUCUGUAACCAGUGCGAGAGACCAUGCCACGUGAGAUGCUACAAUAGUAGAGAUAGAGAUGUAAAAAAGGUGCCUCUGGAAAUUCUGAAAGAAUACAUGUGUUUUCGUUUCUUGUGCUGCGAAGAAUGUCAAUCACUUCGUGCCCGUCUAGAAGGAGUGGAAAAGGGUGAAGAGAUCGCCUUCCUUAGACAGAUAAGGUCCAAUAUUUGUUGGCGGCUUUUAAGUAAAGCGGAUGCAAGUAGGGAUGUCAAACUCUACAUGUCUCAGGCCAUCGAUAUCUUCAAAGAUGCAUUUGUGGAAUCUACUGAUGCGCAUAGUGACAUCUUCUCGGAUAUGGUUUAUGGAAAAAAUGGAGCAGGAGAGAAGGAUUUUCGAGGAAUGUAUUGUGUAGUGUUAACUGCAAGUACGCAUGUUGUAUCUGCUGCGAUUCUGAAAGUGCGCGUGGAACAAUUUGCAGAACUGGUCCUUAUUGCUACUCGUAGCGAGUGCAGAAAAAAGGGCUACUUCAGACUUCUCCUAAAGUCAAUCGAGGCAAAUUUGAGAGCCUGUAAUGUGAGCCUUCUUAUGGCGCCUGUUGACCCUGAAAUGGCGCAAAUCUGGUCAGAGAAGCUUGGGUUCACAAUUUUGUCAGCCGAAGAGAAGAAGUCAAUGCUGGAGUCGCACCCCUUGGUGAUGUUCCAGGACCUAGUCUUGGUGCAGAAACCACUUGCUUGAGCAAAUCUAAUCCAUGUUUGAUCAGACUACUUCAGAAAUGAGCAAAUCUAAUCGAUGUUUGAUCAGACUACUUCAGAAAUGAAAAUCUGGUUCGUGCUGCUUGGGAGAGAAUUUACCUUUUCUAGAUGAUUUACCUGUUGCAUAGGUUAGUUUAGGAGAUGAUUCUAUGCACAACUUUUUCAUUCUAGUAGAGACUAGACAGUAGAGACAUGAGUUGCCUGUGUACCUUUUCUAAAGUGUCAUAUAUAGACCUUGUUUAGUUGAGGAGGUGAAAAAUUUUUGGAUAUUGUA
Molecule: messenger RNA, 2379 nt
Organism: Sorghum bicolor (sorghum)
Lineage: Eukaryota; Viridiplantae; Streptophyta; Magnoliopsida; Poales; Poaceae
Product: increased DNA methylation 1
Exons: 16
Coding region: 250-2088 (612 amino acids)
Molecular function (GO): acyltransferase activity, transferring groups other than amino-acyl groups
Source: RefSeq, a predicted model, not a curated record